UCAUUUCAUACUGUAAAAAACAUAUAUAUAGUCGAGAUUUGGUUAAUAUCAAUCUCGGGAGCACACCCACGCCCGGCGCGUCCGGUGUUAUGAACAUAUUUGCUUAACUAUCAAAGCACACUUUAGGUGGGUAAUUUUGGUACCAAUCACGCCACCACAACUAUGUCCAGCGUUAAAUAACGAACACAAUCAGAUUUGUUUUCAGUUUCUGACGUUCUCCUUUCAUAGUACAAAAGAUAACUAAAAUCACGCCCGAGGUGAACUGAUUUCCGCAUCACUCGCGCCAGCACAUCAAAGCACUACCUCUCCGUGCCGCCACCAAGACCUGUGCCGUUAGGGAACGUAACACAAUAAACGUCAAAUCCUCCCUUCCCACUCACCCUCCCAUCCCUCCUUUAUGUGACGCGGUGACGAGCCACAAACCUGCACAGAGCCCGGCAGGAUUCUGGGUAGCGUCGACGGCAGUGUCCCGCUGGUCGUGAGUGAGAGAGGAGGUCGAGUCUGUCGCUGCUAAAGUUACUUGACCGCGCGUGCAUAUCGAACGCCGGGAAACGUGGAUGCGAACGCCAGAGAAGAAAGAUCCGUCACACUACACAUAAUUUUUCCUCCCCGAGACUGGAUUUUGAUAACUUAACUGGUUUCUUACGUAUUUUACAACUUUGUUCUUAUUAGAAGGAGCUUUUACUCUGUGUUUGCAUCGCGUGACGACUGUUUGAGUGAAGAAAACAGACGGAACCAACCCCACACGAAGAGUUUUACCCCCACCUUAGACGAAAAAAAGAGUAACGAACCCUACGCGACCAAGGCAUACACACACACACACACGCACACACACAAUGAGGGGGCCACGUUCCCGCGCCUUGGUGCUGGCGGCCACGCUCCUCAUCCAAGGCGCCGGCAGCAUACGCAUCACGAGCGUCAAAGUGCCGCCUCUGGUCAAGGUUGGGAGCGAGGCGGAGCUGAAGUGUGAGUGGGAGGAGGAGAAGGACCAGAUGUACUCCGUCAAGUGGUACCAAGGCAACCACGAGUUCUACCGCUACACGCCCACCGCUAGUCGCCGCACACAGAUCUUCGACCCAAACACCCUGGACGUCGUGCGCACUGGCUCAGAGGGCGGCACGGUGAGGGUUGCCAACAUAACCACAGCGGCUGAGGGUCCCUUCCACUGCGAGGUGUCCGCGGAGGGGCCGACCUUCCACACCGCCUCCGACACCGCCAACAUGAGGGUGGUGGAGCCACCUAAGGGAGGUCCAGAAGUGACGGGGGCGCGGCAGCAGUACCAGGUGGGCGACAAAGUAGAGCUGACCUGCACGUCACGAAAGUCCCGCCCAGCUGCCACCCUCUCUUUCACCAUCAACGCCAGGCAGACCACCACGCCUCCGCGCCACUCUUCCCCAGGUGUCGAGGAAUUGGCUCUAGCAUAUAAAGAGCCGGGACAAGGGGGAGGAGGGGAUUGUGGCUCUAGGCUUACACUUCAUCCUUACGCCGGAGCUCCUGGAGGGGGGAGAGGCCCUCGUCACCUGCACCGCCCUCAUCCCAAACGUUUACGAGGAGGAGGUGCAGACGGUGCUGUCCACGCGUCCCCCUCACCACGCCUCCGUGAUGGCCGCGGCCCCCGUUACAGGCUCAAGACCCACCCUGGCCGCUGUCAUACUGGCCUCCCUUCUUCAAUCCCUCUUCGGCGCUCUCUGAAACGUGGCUCAACUCCCCACACCCUCGCCCACCACCUCCUCUUGUUUUGGCUUCCCCCAGGGACUACAGAUUCAUCAAAGCUACGAUAAGUUCAUCACCUCCUUCUCCUACCCCCCACCGCCCCAGGCAAUGGUGUCAAAUUCGUGUCGUGAUCAGUGUGUAAAUACGUGUAAAACAAGUAGAUUUCUUUGUUCCCUUGUAAGGCUGUCGCGUGUCGGAGGAUCUCCCUCGAGUGUUGUGGAGACGAGUGAGAUUGUGACGGAGGUGGUGGUUGAUGUAGUUUAUGCUGUGUUUUUAAGAUUAUCACGUAUAAAUGUUGCUUG
Molecule: messenger RNA, 2015 nt
Organism: Eriocheir sinensis (Chinese mitten crab)
Lineage: Eukaryota; Metazoa; Arthropoda; Malacostraca; Decapoda; Varunidae
Product: junctional adhesion molecule 2A-like
Exons: 6
Coding region: 837-1781 (314 amino acids)
Source: RefSeq, a predicted model, not a curated record